CACGUCAAUUUUGCAGACGACAGUGGUUGAAAGAGUUCGCAAAAUGUUUGAAGUUACUGAUUUUCAGAAGAUUGGCAUAGGACUGACCGGCUUUGGAGCUUUCUUUUUAUUCCUUGGAAUCAUAUUUCUAUUCGACAAAGGACUUCUUGCUAUUGGAAAUAUCCUUUUUCUCGCUGGUCUAGCCUGCGUAAUUGGCCUUGAAAGAACCUUCCGCUUCUUCUUCCAGCAACAUAAAUGGAAAGCAACGGGAUUCUUCAUCGGAGGGAUGGUUAUCGUUCUGAUAGGAUGGCCCCUUGUUGGCAUGAUCCUUGAAACAUAUGGAUUUUUCUUAUUAUUUGGUGGUUUCUUCCCAGUAGUCAUAAACUUCCUUCGUAGAGUACCUGUACUUAGCACCAUUUUAAAUCUACCUGGCAUCAGUGGGAGAAUUUUUUUUUCUAAGACUAGACUUGUGAACAAGUCUUUAAUGAUCUGUCACGAUGAGAUAGUCAAGUCUUGGUGGAUCGAAUACUGCUCUGGCUAGAUUACUUCUCUCGCGCGAAUCUGACGAAUACUACUGUGUAGUUGUGAGAGCAGUAGUCUCUGGGGUGCCGGGACUGCCGGAGGUCUCGUGAGAAUAUCGCCAGUGUCACACGAAUCGCGGAGAGAGCCGGAAUGCUAUCACCGCGACAGACAUUUAACGACUUGUCCACAAGUCUAGUUUAAGACUAGUAGAUUGGCAAUGUGUUUGUGUAUCUGAGAUACACUCUAGUUCCUCAGGGUUCUAUGUUUGGACCCCAUUCAUCAGUCAACCCUUCUACAUGUCUUUCUUUUAUCAUUAUCACAGUUUUGUUUCUUUUCAUUUGUUUUGUUUUC
Messenger RNA from Asterias rubens (European starfish), 852 nucleotides. RefSeq names its product vesicle transport protein GOT1B-like. NCBI's taxonomy places the organism in Eukaryota, Metazoa, Echinodermata, Asteroidea, Forcipulatida, Asteriidae. Gene Ontology annotation, cellular component: endoplasmic reticulum; membrane. The record is from RefSeq and is a predicted model, not a curated record. Gene Ontology annotation, biological process: retrograde transport, endosome to Golgi; endoplasmic reticulum to Golgi vesicle-mediated transport. The transcript is spliced from 5 exons. Bases 44 to 520 code for a protein of 158 amino acids.